GUGAGCAUGAUCAUAGGCACGAUCAAGUUCAUGGCGUUCUUGAUAUUAUCGAGCCGGUGACAAUCUUGUUCGGCGGGGUAGGGGACGUCAGCGGGAGGGGGGCAGGCAGAGUAGACUGCGACGCCUGGGGGUCGACCGGUGGAAUUGUGUGCACUCCAUGAUCAAGGGUACAAAGUUCACAUUGAGGAGCGGCCGGGUCCCACGGCGACCAAAGGAGUGGAUGUCGCAGGUUUGUUCACGUGGCAAGUGAACUGGCCGGCGUUGGGGCAGUUUGUGUGCUGAUGUCCAAGCUGUCGGCAACGAAAGCAGCCAUUGUUGGCUUGCAGGUAGGCACGUUCCUCGGUUUCCUUGCGUUCCAUACGCAAGAACUGGAUGGUGUUGAGUUCCUCAGAGCUGAGGGACGCCGGGGGGGAGGAGUCGGAAAGGGUGUCAGGCUCAAUGAUAGGGGCUGUAAACUCGUCGGAGGAGGGAGACGCUACGGUGGUCUCAUUGUGGAAGAAGCAUGGACGGGAGGUGGUGGGACCGCGAAUGGGGCAGAGAAGGCGAUCGUGUUGAAGGGCACGGGUGAGGAGGUCGGUGAAGGACAUGGGUGGCUCGUAGGCGAGGGCGAAUGCGAUGUCCUUGCGGCAGACCCGCUUGAAACGGGAAAUGAAGGCGUAGUCGCUGAUCUGGUCAUGGGGAAUGUUUUGGCGGAGGGUACGGACAUAUUGGACGAAGCGGUCCGUGGGGCCAUUUUGGCGAAGCCGACAAAACUGGUCGAUGUAGUCGUCGAUUGUCUUUUGCGGGCCGAAGGUGGCGAAGAGGAGGGAGGCCCACUCAAGGAAGGAGAGGGGAGGCAAGCCGGCAGAGUGUCGGUUGGCGGAUUCUGAGGAGGAGAGGUGGAGGGAGGAAUGGAGGUGGAGGUCGGUCCGGAUGUGGAAGGGGGUGGAGUUGUGGUGACCACGGUGAUGGCCGGAGCUUGUUGCUCGAAGGCGGUCACGCGAUCGGAGAGAGCGGAGAUAGUUGUUCGCAUGUUGGUGAGCAUGUGGAGGAUGGUCGAGAGGCCGGUGGCGAUGGCAGGGCCGGCUCGUUGUUCGCCUGCAAGUUCACGAGCGAGACUACCGACGGACUGGGGGUGCAUGGGGGACAUGUUGAUAGUGGAAGACUCAGCCAUGGGGGUGGUGGGGGGUGAUGCGGCUGUGGUGGCGAUGGCAGCGACCGAAGUGGCAGCAGUGGAUGAGGCAGCAGCGAGUUCACCGUAUUUAAUUGUAGAUUAAUGGAAUUUAUUCCAGAAUAAUUGAUGAAUUAAAAAAAAUAUUUUGCAGGGAUUUUACAAAAGGAAAAUGUUGAAAUUUUGAAAAAAAAAAGGAUAAUUAAUUCCGAAUAAAGAAAUUAAUUCCGACGUGGAUUAAUUGAAUUUUAUUCGAAAAUAAUUGGUGAGUUCAGAAACACAUUUUACAACAAGGGGAAAAAAAAACAAAAAACUUACAAAGGUGAAAUUUCGAAACAAAAGAAUUGAUUAACU
This is a messenger RNA of Chara braunii, 1504 nucleotides long. The record is from the annotation of a GenBank genome assembly. Lineage: Eukaryota; Viridiplantae; Streptophyta; Charophyceae; Charales; Characeae.